AAUUGACAAAAUUGCCCCUUUAAAAGAAGUACUUGCAUAGUAUACAUUAGUUAGUAAUAGACUUCUGGUAAUAGACUAGUGAUAAGAUUCGUUAAUGACAACCUGAUUACUGAUCUUGUCAUGUUAUCCAGUAUGGUGUAAUUCUUCACAACAUUAAUUUACACAAACAUGUCCCGGUAGUAUUUAUAUUUAAGUGGACACAAUUAUAGCUAGGUAUAUACGAGUAACGAUGUCUGCUGCAUUGAGUAUACUGCUCUUUCUCGUGACCUUUAUCCAACAUGGUACAGCCCAGUAUAACUCGCAAUGGCAGCAAAAUGUUGGAAUGGUACGUGAUGACAGAAUGCAACAAUUGCCAUUAAUGAACAAUCCAGAAGAUCAAACGUCUUAUGAACGAAGUGUAUUUUCAAGAAAUAACAACGAACGUGGACGACAAGGUUUUACGGAUGAUUUUAGAAGACAACCUCGUUAUAGUGGUACUACAAAAGACACAGAUAUAUCCUGGAAGGAUUACAUGCAAAGAAGCAUGAAUCUAAGAUUUUGUGAUGACUAUGUGGCAGGCUUGGGGAUAGCAACAAGAAUAGUAUCGAAUUCAGUUUUACGGUCAUGGAUGGCGGAUCUGUUAUGUGAAAAAAUGAUGUUUGAUUAUGUGAUGCCAUGGACGACGAAAAGGUUUUUUGGAUUCGAUUAUGCAAAAUGGAAACCGGAGGUAAUAUAUGAAAAAAAAACAUAGAAUGGAGCUCUAAUCUUGCAGCCAAUGAUUAAUUGAUAAGAAAUUAUCCUUUCGUUUGGACAUGACUUAAAAUAUUGUCUUUUAAAUUAGUUCAAAUCGCAAAAAAAAAACAAUUAUAAACUCAGCUACAAUGACUAUAUUAUUCUAGCCUAAAAAUGUGUAAAAAAAACCCAGGCCUACACGUAAACAUGCAGAUAUUUGUCUGAGUGAAUUAUUGUCAGUUAUAUUUUUCAAAAUGUGGAUGCAAGAUUGAA
This is a messenger RNA of Mytilus trossulus (common blue mussel), 984 nucleotides long. RefSeq lists its product as uncharacterized. Lineage: Eukaryota; Metazoa; Mollusca; Bivalvia; Mytilida; Mytilidae. The record is from RefSeq and is a predicted model, not a curated record. The transcript has 5 exons. The coding region runs from base 230 to 730 and encodes 166 amino acids.